Molecule: messenger RNA, 3700 nt
Organism: Phlebotomus argentipes
Lineage: Eukaryota; Metazoa; Arthropoda; Insecta; Diptera; Psychodidae
Gene: pnut
Product: septin-7
Exons: 12
Coding region: 310-2424 (704 amino acids)
Biological process (GO): cilium assembly; cytoskeleton-dependent cytokinesis
Cellular component (GO): cell division site; septin ring; septin complex
Molecular function (GO): GTP binding; GTPase activity; molecular adaptor activity
Source: RefSeq, a predicted model, not a curated record
CUCUGCGUGUUGUUCUGCCGCGAAUUUGUGCUGAAAAAUCGUGAAAUUGUGCAUUUAAAUCGCCAAUAUCGCUCUCAGAAGAACUAUUAAUGUGCACAGUGUCGCGUGUGUGAGAUUCCAUCACAAUUAAUUUGAUGAUUGAAUAAUUAAGACAAGACGCGGCGCGCAAUCUCUUUAAAUCCGACAAAAAUCUACAGUUGGGAAAGGCUCGUGAUCGCGCGCGUGAGGUAAAAGUGCCCGAAAUUGGAGACUCACGGGAACUUCUUGAAAGAUACAUUGAAAAAGUGCUUGGAUCAGUGUUAUGAGAAAAUGAGUACGCCGAUCACGUCGCAGCAGCAACAAGCAGGGGUUCAACAGCCGCCGGCGCUCCCUCAGGGCGGGCCGCCGCCCGUUCCGGCCACCAAGCCCGUGCUGUCGUCGCCAGGCGCGUACAUGGCAAACUUCGUGCCGCCUGGCGGCCAAGCGGCGCCCACGGCGGGCAUUCACGGCGUGAACAAGCAGCACGAGAAGCCCGUGAUCGCGGCGCGGCCCAUUCCGCCGCCCACGCUGCCCAAGUACACGUCGAGUUUCGGCAAGAUCGACCGCGAUCGCAAUGAGUUCGGCAAGAUUGAUCGAUCUGAGAGGGAAAAGGAGGGCAUUGGCGGAUCCUAUCGCAUUCCCAGUCUCGAUCGAUUGGCGUAUAAACAGAGACUCCUGGAGCAAAACGGUGGCCUGGGGGGCGUCGUUAUUGAGAAGAAUGGCACCGGUGAUAGCGCAACAGCGUUACAAUCGAAGCGAGAGAUGUUCUUCAAGCAGGAAGCAACUUCGACAAAUUCCACCGCGCUCAAUAAUCAUAAUCACAAUGUAGCAGCGACGCAACAGAUCUCAGCGACUUCUGUGUCUUCGGCGACAACGCCGUCAGCUGUGGACAAAGUGGUCACGGCCAUUAACAAUGGGCACACGAAUGCCGCGACAGUGAACAAUCUGAAUAACAUUGCGAAGGAGAAGUUUGUGCACGAGAACAACCACCAGGACUCCAAUAAGAUGGUGACUGAGAGGCAGGAUCGCGAGAAGCAGCAGGCCAUCGUGCGUCCGAAGCCCAAGGAGCUCGAGGGCUACGUAGGCUUCGCCAAUCUACCAAAUCAAGUCUACAGGAAGGCUGUCAAGCGGGGCUUCGAGUUCACGCUCAUGGUUGUCGGUGAAUCCGGACUUGGGAAGUCAACAUUGAUCAACUCAAUGUUUCUGGCGGAUAUUUACAAUCAGGACCAACAUCCAGGACCGUCUUUGCGCGUGAAGAAGACUGUCCAGGUGGAGACCACGAAGGUUUUGCUCAAGGAGAACGGUGUCAACCUUACACUGACUGUCGUCGACACGCCUGGCUUUGGCGAUGCCGUCGACAACAGCAAUUGUUGGGUGCCAGUGAUCGACUUUGUUGAGUCAAAAUACGAAGAAUACUUGACGGCAGAAUCGCGCGUACAUCGAAAGGCAAUGUCUGACAGCCGUGUUCACUGCUGUCUGUACUUCAUUGCGCCGUCAGGACAUGGAUUGAAGCCGCUGGAUGUGGAGUUUAUGCAGCGACUGUGUGACAAAGUCAACAUCAUUCCAGUUAUUGCCAAAGCGGACACAAUGACGCCGGAAGAAGUGCAACUAUUUAAGAAACAGAUUCUCAACGAGAUUGCCCAGCACAAGAUCAAAAUUUACGACUUUCCGGAGCCGCUGGAGGACGAGGAGGAGGCAAAGGCGCUGAAGCAGCUCAGGAGUCGUGUUCCGUUUGCCGUUGUGGGUGCAAAUGUGGUCAUCGAAGUUGAUGGACGGAAGGUUCGUGGGCGACGGUAUCCGUGGGGCGUUGCAGAAGUGGAGAAUCUGGAGCACUGUGACUUUAUUGCUCUGCGGAACAUGGUCAUCAGGACGCACUUGCACGACCUCAAGGAUGUCACCAACAAUGUGCACUACGAGAACUACCGAUGCCGCAAGUUAGCUGGCUUGGGCAAUGACGGAAAGUCUGGCCGAUUGAGUAAUAAGAACCCUCUGGCUCAAAUGGAAGAGGAGAAGCGCGAGCAUGAGCUGAAGAUGAAGAAGAUGGAGGCCGAGAUGGAGCAAGUGUUCGAGAUGAAGGUGAAGGAGAAGAAGCAGAAGCUGAAGGACUCGGAAAUUGAAUUGACUCGACGACAUGAGGAGCGCAAGAAGACGCUGGAGAUCCAAAUUAGGGAGCUUGAGGACCGAAGGCGCGCCUUUGAGCAGGAGAAGAAGGAGUGGGAAGAGGCGAACAAUGUGACAUUGGAGGAAUUGAGGAGGCGCAGCUUGGAGGCGAAUAGCAAAGAGAGUGAUGAGUCAAAGGGUCGUCGUGUUUUCGGAUCACUGCUGCGACGCCACACGAGCUUUGGUGGCACAGAAUCAUCGCGAGCCGCUUCCAAUGCUAAUCUGCCCACGAGUCCGCAAGAUUAGAGAGAAGACAGGAUCCUUUUUGGCACAAAGAAAACACAUAUCGCAAAUGUCUCAUGGACUCUCAUUUGUAUCUGUACAAUAUGUUGCCGUGUAGCUUUUAGCCAAAACAACUUGAACUUAUGCUCGUCAUGUUAAUUAACCAUCAAAUCCAUUGCAAAAUAAUUCAUGAUGUGUGGCGCGUGUGUGUUGUGAGAAGGCAAAACGGUAGUUUUAAAUUGGAGGUUUCUAUGGAGAAGCACUUGAAGGAAUCUCAUGACAUUUUGUAGCUUUUAAAGUACUUUGGAGAGAUAUUUAAUUGAUUCCCUAAUGAUUUGUUCAUCUUAUUUCUGUAUAAAUUAGAUUCUUUGCCAAUUAUUAUAUCUUUUAAUAAGACUGAGCACGUUAAAAAUUCCUUUUCAUCUUGGGUACUUAAUUUUCAUUUUAUUAUAUGUUUCACUGUAUAUUUUUUAAAUGCGCGUUCGAGUCUAAGAAGAACACAACUAAUAGUGAAAAACUAUAAGAGGUAAAUUAAUGAUAAAUCAAGAUUUAUUAAUUCCUUUUUGAAAAUUGCGUGUUUUCUCUGCAUUUUCACAUCCAUUAUCACACACUUUUUGUCAUUCUAUUCCGUAGUAUUCUUUUUGAUAGAUGUUUCUUUGUUGUAUAUUUUUCUGUAAAUUUUUUGGGUGUUGUUUUUCCGCAAACUUUCAUUGACACACAGAAUCACUCUUGAGACCUUUUUUUCUUUUAUUAUAUCCCAGUAUGAAAAGGCGAGAACAAGUUCUGCUGAACUGAGAGAGAGAAAGAGGGAAAAUGUGAUUUUUUUUAAAGGAAAAAUUCAAGAGGACGAAAUUUGCAAUAUUUUUGUAUACUUAAAAGUGCCUUUUGUCCACUCAAAUCAUUCUCAUUUGCAUUCUUUGACACACUAGAAACUCCACUUCUUGACUUCCGCACAGAUUUUCCUUUGCAUCUCUCUCAAUCUCAGCAUGAAAGUCUAGAGUUUAUGUUUAAUUGAAGAUUAAGGAAAAAACUGUGAACACUUAGAGAAAUGAAAAACUACAAAUUUCACCAAUCUUCUCAGAAAGACACCUUGUAAAUUGUAGAAUCUUCAUUAUUAUCUUCCCAAUAAUUCCUCUGUUAUGUUCUCUUCCUUCCAUUCAUUUCUCUAUAUUACCUUUUCUUAAUAAGAUUAAUUAACCAUGUCAAGUAUCUUCCUCGCUAUUCUAUCAAUUUUUGUCUGCAGACAAGCAGAAACUGUAGAAAAGAAACCUGAACGAAAUCCCAAUUGACUGUGAAUUGA